CACCUACUAAGAGAGUACACGUAAUCUCGUGCAGAUCUCCAUGGCCAUACGCUUUCACAGAAACAAGCACAGUAUCGGAAGCGUGUGGUGAUGAAAGUUCGAACCUUGUUUGCAUGAAAAUCUCAAACUUGUCCAUCUCAUGUACAUUUAUUUCCUGACGAUAUGGAAGCAUUCUUAUCGCAGACACCAACCUCCAUGCUAUCUUAUUAUCAUCGAGCCUAUGAGAAAUCAAUUCUGGCGAGUGUCACCCAAGCUACAACUGCUUCAGUCUCCAACACCCGCCGCAUUACACAGUAUUUUCAACCAUUGAUUCAUAGUAAACAACCACCGGAGAGCGUCACCCAAGACGGACUGGUCUUUGAUGUAUACUUCAAGAAGCGAAGACACAAAUCCCCUGCGUCAUCAUCAAAUUCUUCGAUCUCUAACACACUCAACCGUACCAUACAAACUACUAUGAACCAAUACUUCACUUAAACAUGUCCUUUGAGUCCAGUCCUGGGCCUUCAACGGCCUAUCAGAGUACAUACAACUUGGUCGCGCCUCCAUAACAACUCCUCGGAGGGAUGCGCCGCCCCUSGGAGCAGCUAGAAGCAUUCUUUCUCACGAAAGCAAUGGUUCUGGCCUUCGUAGUGCCUCUUCUAGUUCACGAGGUUAAAUAUAAUAUUUUGUUUAAUCUAUGAUUCUAAUAGUUUUCGCAAAGAACUAAUUCUAUUACAGGAACCGCUGCCACAAGAUACCAGACUUGUACAACUGUCAUGUUCAAUUUACAAGUAUUGUUCCUUCACUAAAGCAUUGGUGCAGUACGUUUCGCAGUGCUUGGAAAUUGCAAAUGGUGUCUUCAGAUAGCUAUGGCACAUCUUUUAAUAUGCCAAACCGUUCGUGGAAUUGACGCUUGCUAAUGCUUCCACUCUCUAUUGGUGUAUUUUCGUCGAACGUUGCGGUUGGUGUUGGGGUCGAGGGCGAGGGCGAAGGUCUGGAAGAUGCUGGGUUCGGGGUUGCAGGGGAAUUCACUACAAACGUAUGGCUUCGCUCAAACUCGAAAUCUUUCCCCAAUCCUUUGACGAGAAGACGUCCGAUGUCGUUUUCCUUCGUUUCAUCUAUCACAUAUAUCCGAUAAAAUCCCAACUGUGUGAUCCCGUCACCAAAUGCGUCUUUAAUAUUGAAAGUGUAAGAUAUGCCCUCGGUGAGCACAACUUCAUGCUUGGUUCUAUCCUCGUGUUGAUAUGUCUUUUCUGAUAUUCUCAUCACUGAUAUUCCGGUAUUGGUUUCCACUAGGCUCCAAGAGGUUUCUUUGGCAAAGACAUCAAGGAAUAUUUCGAUGGCGACUUUCACUUGGACAUCAGAAGGAUCACCGCUGCGAAAGUCAAGCAUGGAAAGCGCAUCCAAAUUCACCGAGGCCACUAGUUUGUCUUCGUCUGUGGUAGGACUUGCCGAUGGCACCGGAGAGAAUGUGUGUUCAUCCCCGAGAACACAUCCAAACUCGUUCGGAGCACUUGCACCGUCAAUAGAGCACACUCGGUCUCGAAUCCAGUCGUAAGAGGAGGCUAUCCUUGAGCCGACUCCCGGGUAGGCAUGGUCCGCGCAAUCUUCACCCCAUGAAAUUAUCCCAACCUGAAUAAAACGGUGUUCUCCUGGGCUUGGAUUUGGAUUCGGAUUCGGUAUCAUGAUGGGUCCCCCGCUAUCGCCGUUGCAGGUAUCUCGGUCUUUAGCAUAAGUACACAUCAUGUCGUCAGUGAUCCUGUACCUAUAUUUCUGGCUAUUGUCAACUUUGUCUUCUACAUUCCUGCAUACUUCGUUCCUAACGUAAUUGAGCGUUACUUCCUGAAGCGUCUCGGUUGAUUUUGGUGUCGGAAGAAUGUCGUCGUCGGUGGGGUCGACGUUGUAGCCCCAUCCCACAGCCUUCAGUGGUAGAUUGGUUUGUUCUGGUCCCGCGCCGUUCCAAAUACCACCCCCAUUAGGCGAUGCCAAAGAAUCGGCAAUGUGAUCGAUUGAUAUAUCGCUUGGACUAUGAAGUCUCAUAUAAGGUAUCUUCUCAGUAACCUCAGCGAAGGAGUGAUCGUUUGGUGAGAUUUCUAAGACAAGUAACAUGACGUCGAAUGUCAGAGAGAUAUCAUCAUAGUCGGGAUGCAAAAUUUCUUGUUUGAUUGGAAUUCGUAUUUCUCGGUCCGAAUUGGCGAACUUUCCCGUGCUAUCUCGACGAUCUUCCGGAUGAUCGUAACGGCCAAACACAGCAUGCGUUACCAGUGAUACUUCACAAUGACCUGAUGUCAACACGAUCGUUGGACUAAUAAGUGUACCCCCGCAACUUAAAUCAUCUAUUCGAUCUGACAAGAACACGAUAGAACCCGGGUAUUGCGUCGCAUCCUUUCCGCCAACAAUGAGCGACCUUUUACUGUUCUGCAUUCCGUGAUGAUUGUCGUUCCCUAUUCUUUGUCUCUUUUUAAACUGACUGGUCAAAUGUCGCAAGUUCCGUCUCCGAUGCUCCGUAGCCACAGACCCAUCCAUUAUGAGUGUGCAAAGUGCACAGAAGUACAGCGAGACCACAACAUCGCGUACAAACAUUGUGUGAAUUAUCCGGAUGCAAAAUCAAAGUUAAUUGGAACU
Pseudo-nitzschia multistriata is the source of this 2604-nucleotide messenger RNA. NCBI's taxonomy places the organism in Eukaryota, Bacillariophyta, Bacillariophyceae, Bacillariales, Bacillariaceae. The record is from the annotation of a GenBank genome assembly.